Messenger RNA from Paramacrobiotus metropolitanus, 1526 nucleotides. RefSeq lists its product as uncharacterized. The coding region runs from base 71 to 1327 and encodes 418 amino acids. Gene Ontology annotation, cellular component: extracellular matrix. The record is from RefSeq and is a predicted model, not a curated record. The transcript has 2 exons. Lineage: Eukaryota; Metazoa; Tardigrada; Eutardigrada; Parachela; Macrobiotidae.
CAAACGCAAAUUGCACAUCGGUGAGCUAGACGCUGACCCAAGCAGCAAAAUUUUAUUCCCCUGUGCAGAAAUGAAGAAUCUUACUAGUACUAACCCCAGUAACCGGAGAUUCUGGCUUGUGUCCGCCGUGACCGUAAUACUGUCAAUCAUUCCGGUUACCGCUUGGCCGCCGUUUCUUACCGGUUUAGAUUUUCUGCCACUGGGAUCUGUAGUGUACUACUCGGCUUCCGACUCCAAACACUGCAACAAUCUGGUGUUCGGAACUUGCAGCACCAAAUGGGAUUAUUGCUCAUGUAACCAGCCUGCCGUCAACUUCACCGUUGUACCGUCCGAUGUCACGCACUUGCACUUCGGAGAUUUUUAUAUCGACCGGACUGUACGCCCAAUAAAAUGCGCACCGAGCUGUGUACGGGAGACAUUCGCUUUGCCGUAUUACCAGAACCUAACCGCGCUUGAACUGCACGAUUUCUGGAUUCCCCACGACCGGCCGUUCCCGGUUGGCCGCUUCCUCAGUAAUUUUAAACCGACAUUGAAACAACUCACUCUCCAUACUGUCCAUCUACCGGCCAUUACAAAAGAGACCUUUGCCGGUUUUUUUGCCUUGGACUAUCUAAGACUUACGAAUAAUCGUAUAUUGACGAUUACAGUGGACGCUUUUACGUCCCUGCGCGCUCCCAGUAGAAUAUCAGGGAUCUUAAACCCAUCACGGCUCAAUACCAUCAAAUUUGAGGGCAAUGAGUUUACAACGCUGGAUUGGACGAUAUUUGAACCGUUGGCUGGCAGCCUUAAAUCAAUUUCACUAACCCGGAACAACAUUCACCGCAUCUACUUCAGCCAUUUCUUCACCAUGCCAGCCGUUGAACACGUGUAUUUAUGGGGAAACCACCUGACCGGCAUCGACAACCAGCUCUUGUACAGCCUUGCUCUGCAGGAUCUUCGCCCGUUUUUGGAUAUUCAGUGGAAUCCGCUGUGUCCAGCGGAUAUCCUGUGCCGCUGUCCGUCCAUGGACAAUCUAUGGGAGUGGUACCUCAAGAUACCCCGUUAUUACACUGCACUACGGCCGGGGCUGGCCGACUGUCGUGAUUCAACUGACUAUUUCACGUGUGGGAACUACAGUAGUGGUGUACCGCAGCCAGACGUGAGCGGAUUAGUGAAUACGAUGGCGCCAAUGACCGGGAAAACCUAUGAAGGUUGUGGAGUUCCGGGUUUUGCUAAGAAGGCACGCGAUGAGCAACGGGCCGCUAAAAAUCCCAUCAAUCGCUUCUUUCCGCCUUCGCUUCGGGAAUAUUUUUUAAAAAUUACCGCGGCUUUGAUGAAACCAUCGUAAUUUCACCGAACACAGAUAUGCUAUUGGUGACGCAACGCUGGACUGUCACUUUCUACUUGAGCCAGCAACAUCGUGCGUACGACUAACAACCCCAGUUUCCAGAUACUGUUGUACUUUUGCUGCUUUUUGCUGUAGCUUGUGCUAAAAUAGUUUUUAUUAACAAGCAGCGAUGUCAAUAAGAUACGAGCAUACGUGUUUA